Nerophis ophidion (straightnose pipefish) is the source of this 604-nucleotide messenger RNA. RefSeq names its product general transcription factor IIH, polypeptide 5 (gene gtf2h5). The coding region runs from base 176 to 391 and encodes 71 amino acids. The record is from RefSeq and is a predicted model, not a curated record. Gene Ontology annotation, biological process: nucleotide-excision repair; transcription by RNA polymerase II; nucleotide-excision repair, preincision complex assembly. Gene Ontology annotation, cellular component: transcription factor TFIIH core complex; transcription factor TFIIH holo complex. The transcript has 3 exons. Lineage: Eukaryota; Metazoa; Chordata; Actinopteri; Syngnathiformes; Syngnathidae.
GUUAACACCUGCAAAGGGUGAGCUACGGAGCGCAUGCGCACUAGAGCAUGACGCUCAUAGUCCCUCCUCACUCGCCGUAGUCAACAGUACAAUGUCACACAAGCUAACUCAAGCGAACAUUGCGCAAAAGAAGACUCCAGGUGACUCAAUUUAACUUCCAACACAGCCAGUCAAUAUGGUCAACGUGCACAAAGGUGUUCUUGUUGAAUGCGACCCUGCCAUGAAGCAGUUCCUCCUGUUCCUGGAUGAAACCAUGGCCCUGGGGAAAAAGUUUAUCUUAAAGGACUUGGACGAAACACACGUUUUUAUCCUGUCAGAGGUGGUCCAGACCCUACAGGAGAGAGUGGGAGAGCUCAUGGACCAGAACUCCUUCCCCGUCACACAGAAAUGAGAUUAUUUUCAAGAAUAAUCCCUUUUGUUUGGAGCUUCUGAUUGAGAAGUGUCUGCCAGUUUUAUGUUUUAAGGUAAAGUAAAUUAAUAAUUUUUGCAUCAUUGAAAUGACAGGGUUAAUGAAUGCUCCUUUCUUUUAGAGCUAAUGUGUCAGGGCCCGUGGCCCGCAAAAACCUGGAUACAAUGUGCGCCAAUAAAGCACUUCUUCUUUCUG